AUGGCUCCACCAACCCAGUAUCCAGGACACUUCGAUGUGACUUCUCUCCUAACCGUCAUUUGCGCCACUCUCGCAAGCUAUAAUGCUCUCGAACUCAUCCUUCUCAUUUUCACAACCUUCAACGCUUAUCAUGGCCUCUACUUCUGGUCAAUGGUUACUGCGACAGGAAGCAUUAUUCCCUACGUGAUCGGGAUGAUUAUCAUGUUCUUUCACCCUCAAUUCAAACUCGCAGCACUAAUAGUAAACAAUAUUGGGUGGAUACUAAUGGUAGUUGCUCAGAGCGUUGUGCUUUACUCGAGGCUGGGCUUCGUGCUUGGCAACGCCCAUUCGAGAAUACUGGUCUUCACCAAAUGGAUGAUCAUCAUUGACGCCUUCAUCUUCUACACACUAGCUACAACCAUUGUCUUUGGAAUGCACUACUCAGGACUUCCGAGUUUCGCUGAAGGCUACAUCUACGUUGAACGCCUUCAGAUGACCGGCUUCUGUAUUCAGGAAUUCAUCAUUUCCGGACUGUAUAUCUUGAAGACACUCGACAUCCUCCAAGCAGGAGAAAAGAAACAGGCGCGAAGGACGUUAUGGCAGCUUUUUGCUAUCAAUGUCGUCAUCGUUGCACUUGAUGUAGCCUUACUUGUGCUCGAGUACUUGAGCUUGGCCAGCAUACAGAUUGCUUUCAAAGCACUGGCUUACUCGGUAAAGCUGAAAAUGGAGUUUGCUAUACUGGGCAAGUUGGUUGAGUCCUCGAGUCUGACUCAGCAGACUCUGUCUGUUUCUCUCAGCAACGCGAUGUCGCUGGAUGACCGGAAUCCUUCGUUCGGAGUAAUAUCCAAUCCGUUCUCUCCUAAGUUCAAUACUUCAGCCUUAGCAACAUGGCAUGAAAAGAAGACAACAAGUUCGUUGGACCAAAGCGAGCACCAACGCCAUGAGUCCUUCGGAACGAUCUCGUACCAACCUGACACUUCUGAGGCACGACUGGUCAAUACCAGCUCAACCACCGCACGUCCAUUUGCGUCCAGCCGGAAAGGCUCCGAUGCAUAUCACGACAUGAUUAAGAUGAUGACAUGGGACGAGGCUUGA
Lithohypha guttulata is the source of this 1074-nucleotide messenger RNA. RefSeq lists its product as uncharacterized. The transcript is spliced from 2 exons. NCBI's taxonomy places the organism in Eukaryota, Fungi, Ascomycota, Eurotiomycetes, Chaetothyriales, Trichomeriaceae. The record is from RefSeq and is a predicted model, not a curated record. The coding region runs from base 1 to 1074 and encodes 357 amino acids.